Dromaius novaehollandiae (emu) is the source of this 1216-nucleotide messenger RNA. RefSeq names its product BRICHOS domain containing 5 (gene BRICD5). Bases 428 to 1171 code for a protein of 247 amino acids. The transcript has 4 exons. Gene Ontology annotation, biological process: regulation of cell population proliferation. NCBI's taxonomy places the organism in Eukaryota, Metazoa, Chordata, Aves, Casuariiformes, Dromaiidae. The record is from RefSeq and is a predicted model, not a curated record.
AGUGGGCUGAGACCGGGGCUGGGUUUGGCCUCUUCUCCCUCCCUCUGGAACGUGCAGGCAGUCUGCAGAUCAGGUCUGCAGAAACUCCCCGGGGCACUGAGCUCCAGGCGGCAGCCGAGCAGCUGCUGCCUCCCCCCUGCAACGCGUCUGCCAGAAACCAUAGCUUAAAUUAGAGCAACUUCAGUGAUUCAUUAGUAAAUACAGACUCGAGCUGCUAUUUUGCUAAGCAGGCAAGUUCCCAUGCGUCACUGUGGCCUCUGGAGCGAGGGGGGAAGCCGGCAGCUGCUGAGCAGCGAGCUGCGGCCGGCGGGGAAGCUGAUUCCGGCUCCUUUUGGUGUGCGGCCGCGGCGGGGACCCGGGAGCUCCGGGCACCCUCGCUAGCCGGCACCCGGCUGCGGAUGAGCCCAGAGCAAAUGCCUGCAGCUAGAUGCUCAAAUGCUGGUGCAGCAUCUUAGCGCUUCUAUUCCGGGCAUGUCGGUCCUUUCCCUUCCCCAGCCGCGGUUCAAGGCUGGGUAGCCGGGGCUGCCCCAAACCUGCCCUCCUCCCGCUGGAGCUUGCCCCGUCUGUCGCUGAACAACUGGGGCAAGCGGCAGGGGCCAGGGAGGUGUCUGGGGGGUGCGGGAGGGCAGAUGUGCACGGACCUGAACACGCUGAUGGCUGGUGCUGCCCUCGCCCUGUCUGUGCUCAGCCUGUCCCGCAGGUCGUCUCCCUGGGGAACCAGUCAGCCCUCGUGGACAGGUCCAGGAACACCGUGACUUACUACGUGACCUCGCAGAGCAACCGCACCACCGUCGUGCUGUACGACAGCAGGAACGGCUACGUGUGCUACAAGCCCCCGGAGCAGCACGCGUGCUACCUGAGGAGGAUGGACUCCCGGGACCUCCGCAACGUGCAGGCGUCUCUCAACGCGUCCGAGCAAGGAGUCGAUCAACCUCUGCUUCACAACAACCAAACCAAGUACUACAGAGAGUUCCUGGGCGUUUCGGCAGGGAAACAGGUGGAUCCGAAAAGCCUGGGGGAGGCUGUCCAAAACCUGUGCGAACAGACAUCCAUCUUCUGGGUCAGGCGAGGGGAGGGUCCAGGGAGGCAGCGACUGAUCUACCUUUGCAUUGACAUAUGUUUUCCAAGCAACGUUUGUGUGUCUAUCUGCUUCUAUUACCUCCCCGAGUAAGUCCUGCAGCCGCGGAUGCCCCCUCGUUGCUCUGCACACUUGAAC